AGGUAUAACCCGCAGCUUAGCCCACAAAGCUGUCCCAAAACACACGCAUGUAAUAGUACUUUCCAACAAAACGCGUAACACAUUCAUCAGACUCGGCCUUCCCGCCGCCUGCUCUCUCUAAAACUCUCUCUCCCUAAGCACGUCUCCUCUCCGUCUCCGUCGCCCUGUCUCUCUUUACAAAGCCCACAAAGAAAGCAAAGCCAGCAAACACACACACAGCCUUUCUCAGCAAGAAUAACAAAAAGAAGAAGAGCCUCUGCGGCUCUCAUUCUGUCAUGGCCAAGUCGAAGUGCUGCAACAGCAAGAGGAUGUCGUACAUCGCAGUCCCAUCUCAGAUAAUCAACUCUCUGUCAUCAUCUUCUCUGCAGUCCCUCCUUCUCUCACCCAAAAAAUCUUCGAGGACCUACAGCUGGUUCCUCAGCUUCAAAAGUCCAAGACUUUGGUUUCUCAUUCUCUUUCUAUUUGGCCUACUUGGUAUGUUAAAGUUGGGCUACAAUCUUGACCCUAUGAUCCCAUUUGCUCCAUACCCAUGUAGUACAACUACUCAAACACAGGACCUCAUCUCUAAUGGGUAUCCAAAAUCAGAGGUUGGUUUCGCAUCGAUGAGUGGAAUUGGCGGUCAAAAUGCUGAGAAAGAUGAGGUUUUGGAUGGAACUAAUCAACCACGGCCGUUGAUUUCAAAUGGGUUUUCAAAAUCAGAGGUGGGUAAUGUAACAGGCGGCGAGAAUGAUGAGGAGCAAGUUGAAGACAGUGAGUUUUGGAAGCAGCCAGAUGGGUUGGGCUACAAGCCUUGCUUGGUGUUCAGCCGGGAGUACAGGAGAGCAAGUGAUGGGAUUGUAAAAGAUAGGACAAGGUAUCUGAUGGUUGUGGUUUCUGGUGGGAUGAACCAGCAGAGAAAUCAGAUAGUUGAUGCGGUGGUCAUUGCUAGGAUUCUUGGGGCUGCCUUGGUUGUUCCCAUCUUACAAGUCAAUGUUAUUUGGGGAGAUGAAAGUGAAUUCUCUGAUAUAUUUGAUAUCGAGCACUUCAAGAGAGUUCUUGCCAAUGACGUCCGGAUAGUUUCGGCACUACCAUCUACACAUCUAAUGACAAGGCCAGUGGAGGGCAGUCCACCACUACACGUCUCCCCCAAAUGGAUCCGGGCUCGUUAUCUCAAACGUCUUAACAGAGAAGGGGUUUUGCUUUUACGUGGCUUGGACUCAAGGCUCUCUAAGGAUCUUCCCUCUGAUCUGCAGAAGCUUCGAUGCAAGGUUGCUUUUCAUGCAUUGAGAUUUACCCCACCAAUCUUGCAACUUGGUAACAAGCUUGCUGAGAGGAUGCGGACCAAUGGGCCCUAUCUUGCUCUUCAUCUACGAAUGGAGAAGGAUGUAUGGAUUAGGACCGGUUGCCUUCCUGGUCUAAGCCACGAGUAUGAUGAGAUAGUGAACAAUGAAAGAAAACAGCGGCCAGAUCUCCUAACUGCAAGAUCAAACAUGACUUACCAUGAUCGAAAGCUUGCAGGUCUCUGCCCCUUGAACGGCUUGGAGGUAGCCAGGCUGCUUAAAGCUCUCGGAGCUCCAAAAACUGCAAGGAUAUACUGGGCUGGAGGGCAGCCGUUAGGUGGCAAAGAAGCCUUACUACCAUUAACCCAAGAGUUUCCUCAGCUUUACAACAAGGAAGAUCUUGCUUUGCCUGGCGAACUAGAACCACUUAAAAACAGAGCAUCUUUAAUGGCUGCCAUUGAUUAUAUAGUCUCUGAGAAUAGUGAUGUUUUCAUGCCAUCCCAUGGGGGAAAUAUGGGCCAUGCCAUCCAGGGACACCGGGCCUAUGCAGGACACAAAAAAUAUAUAACCCCAAACAAAAGAAAAAUGCUACCCUACUUUUUGAAAUCUACCCUAUCAGAAUCGGAGUUCAACAGCAUCAUAAAGGAGUUACACGGUGACUCCUUAGGCCAGCCGGAACUCAGAACUAACAAAGCCGAAAGGGAUGUUACGAAGUAUCCUGUGCCCGAGUGUAUGUGCAAUGAUUCGCACACUCAUUCUUACUUGUGAUUUCAUGCAGAAAGCUUCCAAUGCGAUGCUUCAUCAUGCUUAAUGGCUCCAAUUCAAAACCAAACGUGACCAUCAACUGAUUCCUCCAUUGAAUAAUGGAAAGAUUAUGGUAAAUCCCUUGAAUUUGAGCCCCUGAAAACCAAAAAGUGAUGCUUUCGGGGCAAUGAUGGUUCCUUGGAGUGCCAGUCAGGCACCAACACUUGAGCUGACAGCUUAUGCAAGUGUACCCGGCAUGAUGCUUGCGUUAUGACUGCAUGGCAGGAUAAGUCCAAGAACCAUUUUUUUUUUUUUUAAUUCUUUAUAGGGACUGUAUUUAGGAUAUAGUACAUAUCAUUCUUUGUGUCACAUGAAUGUAUUACAGAGCCAUACGUGUAUAUAUGUAGAAGUAACCAAAUGAGCUUUUCCCAAAUGAGCUUUUCCAUUAAUCUUUUACUACA
Molecule: messenger RNA, 2464 nt
Organism: Juglans microcarpa x Juglans regia
Lineage: Eukaryota; Viridiplantae; Streptophyta; Magnoliopsida; Fagales; Juglandaceae
Product: O-fucosyltransferase 20
Exons: 6
Coding region: 276-2027 (583 amino acids)
Cellular component (GO): cytoplasm
Source: RefSeq, a predicted model, not a curated record